CCAGAGAGUGUGUUGUGCGGGAUGCUCCGGGUCCGCGGCAGAGUCCUGCGCUGGGGCUUGGAGUUCACCAUCCGCCGCGCCCCUCAGUCUGUCUCCAGUUGGCUGGGAUGGGGUCCCCGGGCCAGGGGCCACCCCUGUAGCUCCAGCAGCCAGAACCCCAGCGGCUCUGAGCCCCCAGAGAAAGUUCACAGGAUUCCCGCCCAGUACAAGCCUUCGCAAUUCGACAAGAAAAUCCUGCUGUGGACCGGGCGUUUCAAAUCCAUAGACGAGAUUCCGCCCCUAGUACCGCCUGAAAUGAUAGAUGUUGCCAGAAACAAAGCUCGAGUGAAAACUUGUUACAUAAUGAUUGGGCUCACAAUCAUCGCCUGCUUUGCUGUGAUUGUAUCCGCCAAGAGGGCUGUAGAACGACAUGAAUCCUUAACAAGUUGGAAUCUGGCAAAGAAAGCCAAGUGGCGUGAAGAGGCUGCGUUGGCUGCACAGGCUAAGGCUAAAUGAUGCUCUAAGUGUCAAAGCAUUCUCUCAGACGCCAUUACUAUUAGCAAUAAUAAAAGAUUGAUAAAACGUU
Messenger RNA from Mesocricetus auratus (golden hamster), 565 nucleotides. It is a transcript of the gene Fam162b, whose product is annotated as family with sequence similarity 162 member B. Bases 22 to 495 code for a protein of 157 amino acids. The transcript is spliced from 4 exons. Lineage: Eukaryota; Metazoa; Chordata; Mammalia; Rodentia; Cricetidae. The record is from RefSeq and is a predicted model, not a curated record.